AUGGCUAAUACCAUUCCUUUCGCUGCUGUUGGCUCCCGCAGUACCGCGCUGCAGAAGGCGUUUAUUCGGGAGUUGCUGUCAGGCCAGGACCCUAAGGGAUAUGCAGCGCUCUGCCGGGCUAUUGCCUCUGCGAAGGCAUCGGAUUACGCUGCUAUUCAGGCGCCUUUCCUACUUAUUGCCGGCGAAGAAGACAAGUCUGCUUCCAUGGAGGGAUGCCAGCACAUUUUUAAUCAUGUCUCGAGCCAGAACAAAUCUCUUGAGUUACUGAAGGGAGUUGGUCAUUGGCAUUGCAUUGAGGCUGGUGAUGAGGUCGGGGGAUUGAUCGCGAAGUUUGCGAGUGGUAUCUAA
Molecule: messenger RNA, 348 nt
Organism: Penicillium manginii
Lineage: Eukaryota; Fungi; Ascomycota; Eurotiomycetes; Eurotiales; Aspergillaceae
Product: alpha/beta fold hydrolase
Exons: 1
Coding region: 1-348 (115 amino acids)
Source: RefSeq, a predicted model, not a curated record